Messenger RNA from Oncorhynchus tshawytscha (Chinook salmon), 3378 nucleotides. It is a transcript of the gene panx2, whose product is annotated as pannexin 2. The transcript is spliced from 7 exons. Gene Ontology annotation, molecular function: channel activity. Bases 857 to 2827 code for a protein of 656 amino acids. Lineage: Eukaryota; Metazoa; Chordata; Actinopteri; Salmoniformes; Salmonidae. Gene Ontology annotation, biological process: monoatomic cation transport; positive regulation of interleukin-1 production. The record is from RefSeq and is a predicted model, not a curated record.
UCUGAAGAUCACAACCCGUUGUCCGGGUUUUCACAACACAGUCAAAUAUACAUCUAAAUCAGUAUUUUAUCGUUUCAAUUUGGGCAAGGGGCGUGGAAGCAAUAAUUAGUUGAAUCCUAAUGCAUUAUUGCGUCUUUGGUUCUGAAGAGAGGAGAGACAAAACCGGGAGGGGAGGGUGAGGAGGGGUAAAGGCGGAACAAACCGGUGUGCCCUGAUAGACGCUGUAGCGGCUCGCCCGCACUGCAGAUUAACUCUUAGCAGGCCGAGGAUGCACAGGACCGAUGGACGCUGAAUUUCCUGUGCCUGUCACCAAUAUGGACAGGUGGACUGCAGCUAAUACAGGAAGAAGGACAGGAGGUAUCCCUGUUUCUCUGGGCACGGUACAAACGUACAAACUCAUCUGCGAGGAACCACACUCUGAGAACCGAGAGAAAGAUCAUAUGUCCUCUCUUCAACCUGACACACUGUGUGUGGACAAAAGCACAGAAUGUACACAGCACAACUGGAACACACUGAAAACCACUGACUGAACCUAACGUCCUUCCUCAAUGUUGGAAGAGACAGUCAGAGAGCGUUGUUUGUCCCACUCACUCUCAGUGAACAUACCCCAGACUGUCCUGUGUGAGUAAAGGUAGCUAGGAGGACGGGGCAAAAGGUGGGAGGUCCCACUCAUAGUCAGUGAAGAUCCCAAGACACCCAAGAGACUAUCCAUCAAGACCCAGCCAUUACUGACUUUACAUAGCCUCAUAACCAGGUCUGGCCCGGAGACAGCCAGUCCUGUGUGUGUGGAAGUAGCCCAGUGUGUGUGGGUGGAGGUAGCUAGGAGGAGGGGGCGCCAGUUGUCUUCUCAGGCCGGAUGCAGAACAUCCUUGAGCAGAACUUAGACAUGGCCACGGCUCUGCUGGCGGGGGAGAAGCUGAAGGAGCUGAUUCUGCCUGGCUCUUCCCAGGAUGAGAAGGGAGGCAUGCUGGCCGGCCUCAUGGUCCAGCUCAAACUAGAGCUACCAUUUGACCGCGUCGUCACCAUCGGCACCGUCAUUAUCCCCAUCCUGCUUGUCACACUCGUCUUCACAAGGAAUUUCGCAGAGGAGUCAAUCUACUGCUACACACCUCACAACUUCACCCGUGACCAGGCCCUGUACGCGCGAGGCUACUGUUGGACAGAGCUGCAUGACGCCGUACCCGGGGUGGAGCCUGAACUUCGACCUUCGCUGUUCGAGCACAAGUUCCUGCCCUAUGCUCUGCUGGCCUUUGCUGGCAUCAUGUACAUCCCUGCUCUCGGCUGGGAAUUCAUGGCCUCCACAAGACUUACCUCCGAGCUCAACUUUCUGCUUCACGAGAUAGACAACUGCUACCACCGGGCGGCCGAGGGCCGGGCCCCUAAAAUCGAGAAGCAGAUCCAGUCUAAAGGACCGGGUAUCACUGAGAAAGAGAGACGUGAGAUCAUUGAGAAUGCGGAGAAGGAGAAGAGCCCCGAGCAGAACCUGUUUGAGAAGUACCUGGAGAGACGAGGCCAGAGCAACUUCCUGGCCAAGCUGUACCUGGGGCGCCACCUGGCCAUCAUCUGCCUCAGCUCCAUCCCCAUCUCCUACCUGAGCGCCUACUGGCACCGCCAGCGCCAGAACGAGUUCAGCUGUGCCCUGGGGGAGCCUCCAGACACCAGCAGCAUCCCAGAGCUGAGGCUCAGCGUCAACUGCAAACUGCCGGCCGUGCAGCUGCAGAGGAUCAUGGCCGCCGUGGACAUCGCCCUGCUGAGCACCAUGAACCUCGUCAUCCUGGUCAACCUGCUGCACCUGUUUGUGGUGCGCAAGUCCAACUUUGUGUUCGACAAACUGCACAAGGUGGGCAUCAAGACGCGGAGGCGCUGGCAGAAGUCCCAGUUCUGCGACAUCAACAUUCUGGCCAUGUUCUGUAACGAGAACCGUGACCACAUUAAGUCACUCAACCGCCUGGACUUCAUCACCAAUGAGAGCGACCUCAUGUAUGACAACGUGGUGAGGCAGCUGCUGGCCGCGCUGGCCCAGUCUAACCAAGAUGUCACGCCCACAGUGAGGGACUCAGGCAUCCAGACCCUAGAUCCCAAUAUGGACCCCUCUCUCCUGGGGGUAGGGGAGCUGGGAGGGGAGCCACUGGUCAUCAAACGACCACGCAAGAAGAUGAAGUGGAUCCCCAGCUCCAACCCUCUCCCGCAGCCCUUUAAGGAACCUCUGACAAUGACGCGUUUGGAGAACAGCGUUAAGCCUGAGAAGCCCAAACUGGUGAGGAGGAAAACAGUGGCAGAGAGCUACGUCGCUCCUUUAAGCAAGAGCACACAGUACUCUGCUAAAGAUAUGAGCACGCUGGAGAAGAAGCAUAGUCGCAACUUUUCCCUGGAUGUCCACCCGUACAUGCUGACCAUCCGUAAGCCCACCAAAGUAGAGACAGUCAGCGCAGAGCCUCUACCCCCAGACCACACCCUGGACUCGGUGUUCAUUGAGGGCACACACACCAUUGUCCAUGUCUCCGCUUCUAUCACAGAAAAGAAAGAUCGCACUCCAGAAUCCACCAACACAGUCUUCUCUACAAUGACCGUCCCCACCAGCACCUAUAUGAACGGUGCCACUCCCAGCCCUAACCCACCAUUUCUUGCUGACCGCCACCUUAUAGAACCCCUGAUCGAGCAAGAGGAGCCUGAAGAUGCCCAGCCUGCAGUCUUCACUCGGAUCCCUCCCCACCAGCUGCUCAGUAUGCAUCAGCUACUCAGUAUGGAGGAAGAGGAGGCUAGAGGCCAGGGGGCCAGACUGUCUGAGAGACCCGGGGGGGAACUGAUCUCUGCUGGGGAGUGUUGAGGAGGAGACACACACAUCCCAUCCCACCUAUAGCCAAAAACCACAUUGUCCCCCUAACCCCUAGUUAUGCUGUGCUCAUACCUCACUACUCCUCUGGUGAAGGUACUGAUUGCGAGUGCUGAUGGUGCUGAACCAGAAUUUUUAGCUGGAGUGUUGAAGAUUUAACGAGAAGGAGCAUAAGAGAGGAUAGUGGUUCAAUGUGUUCUGAUCUACACAUAGUCAUCUGACUGCUGUUACUCUCUCCACACAUGAAGACUUCGGUGAAAUGCACACAGGAGCAUUACCUUUGUAGAUCCUGCACAGUUGAAUGGAGCAUUUGUUGGUCAUGUUCUUGACUUGGAGAGGAAGCAGCUCUUAAUGAAAAAGAUAAGAAAGAGAAUAGGGAAGACAUACGGUUUGAAGCCUUUUAAACACAUUUUAGAAAAGCACACAAUCUAUAGUCCAUUCGGAAAGUAAUCAGGGCCCUUCAAUUUUUCCACAUUUUGUUACGUUACAGCCUUAUUCUAAAAUGGAUUAAAUAGUUUUUUCCCCAUCAAUCAACACACAAUACC